Cladocopium goreaui is the source of this 1131-nucleotide messenger RNA. Lineage: Eukaryota; Dinophyceae; Suessiales; Symbiodiniaceae. The record is from the annotation of a GenBank genome assembly.
AUGCCGUCGGAUGGGCCUCAAAAACGCAGAUUCGAGACGACAGCCGCAGAGUCCACCAAGUCAAGUACAGGACGUGUGAUUCUUGUCACUGGCACAGCUGGCUUUGUGGGCUAUCAUUGCGCCAAAUUCUUCAAAAAACGUGGCGAUGGCGUGCUGGGACUGGAUAAUUUCAAUCCUUACUAUCCAGUAGGCAUCAAGUACGACCGAGCGCAGGACUUGGAAGACUCCGGCGUCUACACCAUUAAGGCAGAUCUCAACGACAGAAGUAUGUUGGAUCACAUCCUCCAGGAGUACAAGGUCACCCACGUUUUGGCACUGGCUGCGCAGGCAGGUGUGCGAUAUGCCACCAAGGACCCUGCCUCCUAUGUGGCUUCCAACGUGGCAGGUUUCGUUCAACUCUUGGAAGCUUGUCGCUUUUGUGAUCCCCAGCCACGCAUUGUGUACGCAUCCUCAAGCUCGGUCUACGGCUUGAAUACAGUGAGCCCCUUCUCGGAAAGCCAUCAAGUGGAUAAACCGGCCAGCCGCUAUGCGGCGACCAAGAAAGCGAACGAGAUGAUUGCGCACACCUAUCGUCACAUCUAUGGCCUGUCCAUGACGGGCCUUCGGUUCUUCACCGUCUAUGGGCCUUGGGGCCGUCCUGACAUGUUCGCCUUUUCAGCGACCAUCAAGAUCCACAAAGGUGAGGCCUUGAAGAUUUUCCAAGGCCCCGGUGGAUCGGAGCUGGAACGAGAUUUCACCUACAUCGACGACAUCGUCCAGGGCUGUGUCGCCUCAGUGGACCGCAUCCCGGCCUCCACCAAAGAGACGGCACAUUUCAAGGUCUAUAACUUGGGCAACAAGGAUCCAGUGACAGUGACCUACAUGAUUGAGUGUCUUGAGAGAGCUAUCGGCAAAAAGGCGAUCAAGAACUAUGUUCCGAUGCCACCCACGGGAGAUGUGCUGAAGACCAGCGCAGACGUCUCGCUAGCAACUCGGCGAAAAGCUCAGCUGGUGAAUGUCAAGGCGGAAAAGGAGCUGGAUUACAAGCCAACCACAUCACUACAGGACGGCAUCAACAAGUUUAUUGCCUGGUAUGACGGUUACUACAAGGACGGCUUGACGAAGGAGAUGGCCAGUUAUGUGCCAUACUAG